Molecule: messenger RNA, 1111 nt
Organism: Amphimedon queenslandica
Lineage: Eukaryota; Metazoa; Porifera; Demospongiae; Haplosclerida; Niphatidae
Exons: 6
Coding region: 617-1111 (164 amino acids)
Molecular function (GO): protein binding
Source: RefSeq, a predicted model, not a curated record
CCUCCAUUAGGAGUGAGUGGAUACUGCUGUACUGCAAUAAAUAAUCUAUUGUAUUAUUUUGGAGGAGCUUGUGGCCAUAGCAAUUGCUAUUACAACAGUAUUACACAACUGGAUACCGUUAGUCUUCAAUGGAGAGAAUUAGAACCAACUGAUGCAACUAGACCAGUUAUGAGGAGAAGUGGCAGUGGAAUGAUAUCAUUUGAACAUGAUGGAGUACACCAUUUACUAAUGAUAGGAGGAAAAAGGAUCUAAACCAGCUGUACAACUACUUCAUUAUGAAUAUAUUGAGUUAUAUGAUGGAGACUGGCGUACUAAUGAGCACUCAAGGUAUAAUCUAUCAUCAAGAAAAUGGAGUAAUCCUUCAAUCAUUGGUCAGUGUAUAUCACCUGCUGGUGGCUUUAUCAUUAAAAAGAUCAACAACACUAGAGCUGUUCUGUUUGGUGGACGAGUGACUAAUGAUGCUAAGGAUACUGUUACUAACAAUAUUUAUAUAUUAGAGAUAUCAAUCAGCACUGUGUUCUGGCAGUGUAUAAGGAAACCUGAAGCAAUAGACCAAUGGCCUGUGGGUAGAUGCUAUCAUGCAGGUGCUAUUAUUGUAACUGGAUCAGACUGUCCUAUGCUAGUGAUAAGUGGUGGGCUGGAUAAGAAUAAAGAUACAUCAGAUGAUUGUUGGAUCUUUAACAUCACUCAACAUUCCUGGAUAAAGUUAGCUGUACCUCACUCUGUUAGUAAGAGAUGGGGUCAUUCUCUCUCAGUGUUCAUUAUGAGUCCUCAUUGUGUCUGGAUAAUAACUGUUGGUGGAUUUGUUGAUGAGAGUUUGACACUAGUCACUGAUCCUAACAUUGCUACGGUAACUGAACUAGUUCUGAACAGUAAAGGAGAGUGGACAGUAGGUGAUACAUUGGAUACCAAUGAAAUGACUGGUGAGUACUACAAGAGGAAGUAUCAGCAGGAACUACAGACAGGAAGAAGAAUAUGGUUGGAGGAGUACCAGAAACCAAGAAAAGGAGAUACAGCCGAUAUUGAGCAAACCGUACAAGCUCUUAUGAAGAGUCUGAAGAGAAGGAGAAGGAAAAGGAGAGAGAAACUAUUCACUUUAAUAUUAAACUAA